ACUAGAAGAAUAGAAGUUGCUAUAGUGUAACAAGUGAUUUGUGUCUCUGCAUUCUGAGACCGUUUUUACAUUCGUCAAACCCCGCAGCGCUGAAUAAAAGUUGCGACAUUGUAACAAGCGGUUUGUUUUAAUACAAUUUAGAACACUUUUUUCUCCGCAAUAGCGCAACAUUGCAACAAAGUAGUUUGUCUCGCGACGUUCAUUGUACAACUAGUGGAAUAGAAGGACAGCUCGGUGUGCUUGCAGUAACCAGCCAAACAGUCCCAAGGAGACAAUGUUGGAUGGUGUUUUGUGAGCGUUUAAAGGGAAUGAGAGUAAACGAGGGAAGCACGCUUUGAGCACUGCAGCGUUCGAGUGGCCAGUGCCAUGAAACUGAAUCCACAGCAAGCCCCAUUAUAUGGUGAGUGUCUGUUGACUGUCCAGCUCUGUGAGGAAGAGUGUGUGGAGGAUGAGGAGGAUGUAGAGUUUUACCUGCUAUUCGCCGGCACCACCCAGAGGCACGUUUCCAGCACUUUGAAAGUCAGCCAUGUCACGCUGCAAGCCGUGUGCCCAGCUCAUGAUCGCAGUGAAUCCGUGCGGGUCACACUGUGCCAGGCCCGGCCUGGGGGCUCGGUGGACCCUGUGGCUGAGGAGUGCUUCCAGUUUGUCCAGGACCUCGCCCUGGACAUGGCCCAGUUCCUGGUGAACGCGGCUGGAAAGACAGAAGAAGCGUUACUUCUGGACGAGUGUCAGAUCCCCCUGAAGGAGUGCGAGAGGUUGGAUGAUACUCUGGCCCUUGCUCUUAGACAUCUGCCUCUACCAGCAGGCUGGAGCGUCCUGGGCACAGACUUGGACACGGGCACUUGCACAGGCUUGGGAAUUGAACCUGGACCACAAGACACACUUUUGCACUUUGCUGCAAAGCGUGGACUACGCAAGGUAGCACUGUUUCUCCUCCAGCAACCCGGAGGAAGAGAGGCUCUCCGACUUCCCAACAAACAGGGUCGUACGCCGGCCAGGGUCGCCCAGAAGAGAGGCCACACGCAGCUCCAGAAACUGCUGACGGAGGUUGAAAACCUGCCUGAGUUGGAGACGAAAGCGUCCAAGUGGCGUUACCCAGAAGGCAGAGUUCUGCAACACCACCCCAAGCUAAACACUUACACCCUUACGCUGGAUGAUGUGCCAGGGAGUCCUCGACCUAACCUUCAGUGUGAUGUGGAGGAGCUCCAACGCCUCAUUCGGUCACAUCAAAAGGAAGAUCAUCAACCACAGCAAAAACCAGGACUGCUGAUUCUUAACAGAGACUCAAGUGAUAGAACAGAGCCGCCCAAUUCGCUGGAGCCUGAGCAUCAGGAAUCCAACUCUGAAACCUGCGAUUCAAACAGCUCUGCCAUUGAGGAUGGAUUGUGUAUUCGUCAAAACGGCACGGGAGAUCACGUCCAAUCGCAGGACGGGGAGGUGGAGCCCUGCCCGCCAGCUGUAGGGGAUUCUGGGAAGGCGUCAGAUAAGGCUGACUGUUCGCAGCAACGGGUAGAAGGCGAUUCUGUGACUUUCAGUGCCCCUUCCUGUGGAAACCAGCGGGAGGAAGCUGAUAUAGAGCUCUGUGUAAUCAGUGCCGAACAGGGGGCUGAUAAAGGGAACCAAGAAGAGCAAGAGACUUGCCAGAAGAGUUUAGAGACUGAAACAGACAAUAUCGCUCAAUCUGGCAACCUUGAGUCCCAAGACAUGGGGCACGCACAAUCUCAGGGUCUCCUCCCCACGGAAACUAGUCAGCCUUCACAAAGAGGGGAGGAGGAGUGCGAGGGGAGUACAGAUCUUAGCUUGCGAGGGGACUUACCAGAGGAAAGGGAAGGGGAGAUGAAUAGCAGCCAGGAAAUAGGCUUAAACUCUUCAGCAGUUUCUUCCCGUGAUCCAGAGGACGUCAGGAUUGAACUCACGCUGCCCACGGAAUGCUCAGUGGAAAGAGACGAAGCUAAAUUGCCUUUAAAUCAGGUAAAUUCUGAGGUUGCCUCAUCCGUACGAAACGACGAAACUCUUAUUUCUGAUGGUGUUGACAAGCCACAUGGUAGCCUAGAGACAGAGACAGGAAAUCUUAGCGAAAAAACCAAAGGCAGCACUGAGUCAGUUUCUGGUUUGGUUACGGAUGACGCUAACAUAAAGCAGAACUCUGGGUUUAGCGGUUCAGAGGGUGAUUUUUUGGAAUCGUUAAGUCUCCGGCCAAACAUGGCACCAGGACCGGUCCACAAGGUUCGACGAGGGCUAUCGCCUGUUCCUGAGACUUCCUCUCAUGAAGGUCCAGCUGUGGAGUCCUUGUCUGAGACUACAGAAACUUUUCAACACCCACAAGAAGUCACACAACCUUCAGAAACUACGUUAGAAUGUCAGGAGAUUUUGUUGAAUGACUCAGACUGUGACACAGCAGGGGUUUCUGGUGGCAUCACUGCAGAGGUUGUGUCUUGCCAGACUGACUGUAGUCUACCUGAUGAAAGCAAAGAGGACGUAGCCCCUAAUGAGAAGAUGAACGAGCCUAAGGAGAUCUUUGAAGAGCCGGAAUCAAUUGAGGAAAUCAAAUCAAAAUCUAAUGGAUCUUCUCUGCCUGUUGAUUCCAAAGCCUUUAUUGUAAGUGAUUUACAACAGGAUGUGUCUACAGCACUGUCUUCUGAACAUUGUAGAGCUGAUAUAAUCGUAGAAGCACCUGAAACGUUUGUUCAGUCAGAUUCUACGUCGAAAGUGGUUGAUGAAUCUUCUCAGCUGAUUGAUUCAAAAUUGCAAACUCAGCAAACUGAUGAAUCUUCCGAGCCUGUUGACUCCGAAGCCUUCGUUGUAAGUGAUUUACAAGAGGAUGUGUCUACAGCACUGUCUUCUGAACAUUGUGAAGGUGAUAUAAUUGUAAGAACUCCUCCUCCUUUCGGAGAAGGGGCAUCUGAAACGUUUGUUGAGCCAGAUUCUACGUCUAAACUGGUUGAUGAAUCUGCUCAGCUGCCUGAUGCAAAACCACAAACUCAGCAAACUGAUGAAUCUUCUCAGCCUGUUGACUCCAAAGCUUUUGUUGUAAGUGAUUUACAAGAGGAUGUGUCUACAGUACUGUCUUCUGAACAUUGUGAAGGUGAUAUAAUUGUAGAAACUCCUGCUUUCGGAGAAAAGGCAUCUGAAACGUUUGUUGAGCCAGAUUCUACGUCUAAACUGGUUGAUGAAUCUGCUCAGCUGACUGAUGCAAAACCACAAACUCAGCAAACUGAUGAAUCUUCUCAGCCUGUUGACUCCGAAGCCUUCGUUGUAAGUGAUUUACAAGAGGAUCUGUCUACAGUACUGUCUUCUGAACUUUGUGAAGGUGAUAUAAUUGUAGAAACUCCUUCUCCUUUCGGAGAAAAGGCAUCUGAAACGUUUGUUGAGCCAGAUUCUACGUCUAAACUGGUUGAUGAAUCUGCUCAGCUGACUGAUGCAAAACCACAAACUCAGCAAACUGAUGAAUCUUCUCAGCCUGUUGACUCCAAAGCCUUUGUUGUAAGUGAUUUACAAGAAGAUGUGUCUACAGUACUGUCUUCUGAACAUCGUGAAGCUGAUAUAAUCGUAGAAACUCCCUCUCCUUUCGGAAAAGCGUCUGAAACAUUUGGCCAGCUUGAUUCUGCAUCUGAACUGGUUGAGCAGAUUCUUGAGGAAUAUUCUGGAGAUACCGCAAAUGAAAAUCAAAUUUCUGAGCCAGGGGAACCAUCGUUUCCUACUUUGGAAGAGGAACCGGGAUUUAAGGAUGUCGCUCCAGAUGAACCUUUACAGGAAACGGAAAUUGACUCCACUUCACAGGACACAAUCAGUGAGCUCCCUGAUCCGUCGGAAAUCGCACACAAUGAUUGUCCUGAAUUCAAUGCGCAGUCCCAGCUUCCAGAAUCCUCCACGGAGGGUGCAAACACAUCAGCAGAACCUACUGUUGAAUGUGUGAAUGAUCUAGACCUGUCUUGUCCCUCACCCCUAAUGGAAACCCAAGGCGACAGACCUUCUGAGACCCCCUUUACUGAUGGAGUAAAGAUCUCUGAUGUAAUUCCUGGCGGGGGUGAAUGUAUUGACAUGGCUACCGACACGUGCGAGACGAAUGUCUCAGGGGACAACCUGUGCACUCCCAUGGACGACACCAGUGGUUCACCUCUGGAGAGCUCCUCCAUGUCUGACCCACUCAACGCCUCAUCCUCAACAGAUGAGCUCACUUCCCCUUUGGAUAUUAAUAGUGGAUUGCAUCAGGAUUUGGAACACACUUCCCCAGUGGAUAUAGCAGACAAUGGUUUGACUGAGGAACCACAGCCUUCAGAAACACCUGAGAGCCUGAAUGGAUUACAUCAAGAUACUUCUGAUUGUUUAAUGGAGCGCGGUGAAACUCUUCAGCAACGUGCUGAGGAACCACAAGUCGAACAAAUGACAGAUGACAGCACUUUAGCUAAGGAUGCGGUGGACGGACACCAAGACUCCUCAGCAGUCAUAGCAAAUUCCGAAGCGAUCCACAGAGAGACUGAGACGUUGUAUGCAGUUGAUGCCAGUCGAGAUGCUGGAAUUCAGGAGAAGAAAUCCACUUCUGUGAUUUCAGAAUUCCCCCCUUCGACUCCCUCACCCGAGACCGUACGUCACACAGAGUCAGCGAGCACCAUGCGAGGGUCCGCCAGCGAUGGUGACUCUCUGUUUAGCCAGGAUUUGGCCGAGGACAGCGUUUUUAAUAAUAAGGCUGAGGACAGCGUUACAGUCACCAGUGGUGUGUCCAUGACCUACUCGUCCUCCACAGAUGACACCUCCAGCCUCGGGACCCCUAGCGCCAUCUCUCAGGCCAGCACAGAAGCUCCUACGUCAGACCCCUGUCCGGAAAAGCCCAUGUCUCCUGGAGCAUCACCUGUUUCAGGAGAAACAGAGGAGGAAGAGAAAAAGGAUCGCUUGACAGACGUCCCGGAGCGGUCGGCCAUUUUACGUACCACUAUACGAUCCCUGUCGCCUUUCCGCAGGCACAGUUGGGGCCCUGGCAAAAAUUCAGCAGGGGAGACGGAGAUUAGUCAACGCAGUCCAACACGAGGCGAAGUGGAGCGCAGGUCUGCGGGUCAUAGGAGAAGCAUGAGCUGGUGUCCUUCGGCCGCCCUGCGCUCAGAAAAGGACGAAAUAAACGAAAGAAGCUACAGCCUGGAAGGACUUGCGGCAGAGAAGGAAGGAAGGAAAAGUCUUAACCAGUGCAUGGGGGAAGCCAGCCAGGAACCAAACUGUCCGUCAAAGCUGGACAGAGAAGAGAGAGGCUCGCUUGUGUCCCUGACAGAAGAAGAACAGGAAUCAGACCUGGGCGACUGCAGUAGUUUGGACAGCCAGAAGUCCAUCCAGUCUGGACGAAGAUAUGUCCCACCUUCACAACCCUUUCUCACCAAGUCUGUCUCCAUGUUGGCCAUCAGUCACAAAGACCUGGAUGGAUUGGCCUCGUUCACAGGGACAUCGGGAUCUUUAGAAUACAGUAUAUCAGAGGAGGAUCCGGGCCCGUUGCGGAGUGACAGUGAAGGCAAAGUUGGAGGAACCAAAGUGAGCAGGACCUUCAGUUACCUCAAGAGCAAGAUGAGCAAAAAGAACAAGGAGAAGGAGAAAGACAAGAAUAAGGAACGCGAGCGAGAUGCCAAAGACAAGGAGAGGAGAGCCUCAAACGGGCAUCUCUUCACCGCGGUCAUGCCAGUACCCACAAUCCCCUGCCACCAGUGCAACAAACCUAUCAACACUAAAGAUGCUUUCCUCUGCACCAAUUGCAAUGCACAAGUCCACAAAGGCUGCAGAGAGAGUCUUCCUGUUUGUGCCAAAGUCAAAAUGAAGCAGCAGAAACAGCAGCAGACGGUUCCAGAUUCUGCGCUGACACCUGGUGUUACGCUUAGAAGUAAAACCCUGCCAGCACGGGAACGUCCGUGGUCCGCCAUCUCUAUUCCCGAUGAUCAACCCGCUCCUCUCGCCCCUCCUCGGAAAAGCCCCAGCAGUAUCAUGUCUUUCAACAGCAACCCUCUGUCCAAGAGCAUGUCCAUUAAUAACAUCGCAGGACAAAUGGAAGACCCUCCGCUAAAGAGUCUGAAGUUUUUGUCCCAGUCGACCGACUCUCUUCACAAGACCAGUAAAGUCAGUGAGUCAACAGAAUCUCUUACCGAUGAGGGUACAGAGAUGAUGGACAGUCAGUUGAUGGGAGAAUUUGAAGCUGAUGCCAAAGAGCUGGAAGCAGAUUCUUGGAUCUUUACGGUGGACAAGAAAUUCCUGAAACAGCUUAAAAAGGAUGUUAUCAAGAGGCAAGAUGUCAUCUACGAGCUCAUCCAGACAGAAAUGCACCACGUGAGGACCUUGAAGAUCAUGGCUGAUGUUUACAGUAAAGGGCUACUGAGAGAAGUUCAACUGGAGGUUCAGACUGUAGAGAAGAUGUUUCCUAUGUUAGAUGACGUUCUGGACUUGCACACACAGUUCUUUUCACAGCUGCUUGAAAGAAAGAAAGAGUCAACGAGCCAGGAGGAGGGCGGCUUUGUCAUCCGAAAGAUUGGUGACUUGCUAGUCUCUCAGUUCUCAGGUUCCAGCGCUGAGAGAAUGAAGAAGGUCUAUGGGAAGUUUUGCAGCAGACACAAUGAAGCUGUGAACUUCUACAAGGAGCUUCAAACCAAAGACAAACGUUUUCAGGCUUUCAUCAAGAAAAAGAUGAGCAGCCCUGUUGUCCGACGCCUAAGCAUUCCUGAGUGUAUAUUGUUAGUCACACAACGAAUAACAAAGUAUCCCGUCUUACUACAGAGAAUAUUGCAGCACACAAAAGAAAAUGAGGAGGACCAUGCAGAUGUAACCCAAAGUCUGAAAUUAGUGAAGGAGGUGAUUGCCGCCGUAGACAAUAAAGUGAAUGAGCAUGAGAAGAAAAAGAGGCUAAAGGAAGUGUACAGCCGGACGGACAGCAAGUCCAUCAUGAGGAUGAAAAGCGGGCAGAUGUUUGCCAGAGAGGAUCUGUUACGUGGGCAGAAGUUAAUUCACGAUGGGCCGCUACAGCUGAAGAAUUCAGCAGGCAGACUCAAAGAUGUCCAGGCUCUGCUGCUGAGGGAUGUGAUUGUGUUUCUACAGGAGAAAGAUCAGAAGUACAUAUUCGCAUCCUUGGACCAGCGCUCCACUGUCAUCUCCCUGCAGAAACUCAUCGUGAGGGAAGUAGCCAAUGAGGAGAAAGGACUGUUCCUGAUAACGGCCGGCAUCGAGAAGCCUGAGAUGGUAGAAGUGUACACCAGCUCUAAGGAAGAGAGGAACACGUGGAUGCAGCUCAUUCAGGAGGCUAUGCAGUCAAUACUCUCGAUUUCCUCCAGGGAGGGAGAUGAUGAUGAAGGUGUGCCUAGUGAAAACGAAGAGGACAGAAGACUUCAAGAAAUCAAAGUCAAGGAGUUGAGAGAUCAGCUACACAAGAGGGAUGAGCAGAUCUUGACUUUACUGGAGGAGAAAGUGAAGUUGUUCAGGGACAUGUGUGACUGUGGCGUACCAGACGAGACUGGUCUUCGCAACAGAAUGCUCUUCAGGGCCACACCCGACGACAUCACCAAAGGAGAACCAAUCAUGAAGGAGGCUCUAAAGGAAGUUGAGACAUUACAGGUUCUGGUAAACGACAGUCUUGGAGGAGCGGUGCAGGAUGGCGUAUGUGCGGCGGGACCCGUGACUUUGCCACGACGGGCGGAAACCUUUGGAGGCUUUGAUAGUCACCAGAUGAACAUCUCAAAGAGUAAAGAUGGAGACAGAGAGGAGAUGGAAGACUCUGCAGAGCUCCGCAGGACUGAGUCAGACAGCGUUUUAAAGAAGGCAAGCAACACCAACCCACUGCUUCUACUCAAGAGGAACAACGAGCAGGUUCUUCAGAGCGUCGCUCAGCUCCAUGACCUGCUGAACACAUUACAGGCUGUUGUCAUCCAGCAAGACACCUUCAUCGAAGACCAACGGCAUGCCCUCAGCGAUCGCCCCCAGCCCUCUUCGCGCCACCCAUCCGUCUCGUCCCUCAACUCCUCAUCGUCCUCAUCCUCAUCACGGCCCAGCUCACUAAUCGAGCAGGAGAAACAGCGGAGUCUGGAGAAGCAGCGGCAAGAAGUCGCCAGCCUCCAAAAGCAGCAGGCCGCCCACGCCGAGGAGAGGAGGCGCAGGGAAAAAGAGUGGGAAGCGCGGGAACGGGAACUGACCCAGAGGGAGUCGCAGCUGCUGACACAAGAGGAAGAGGUGCAGAGAAGAUGGAAAGAUCUGGAUGAGGAGAAACAGGACCUGCAGAGUAAAAAAGAAGAGUAUCAGAGAGACCUGGCACGCCUCAGAGACAGCCAGAAGAGACUGGAGAGAGAACGAGAGCAAGUGCAGAGAGAAGCAGAGCAGAUCAGACAAACAGAGGAAUCAAGGAAGAACCGAACGCCUUCCACCACGUCUGAGGACUCCUCGAAGUUCCAAAGCACUGGUUCAUUGGACCGCGACCCCUCAGAAGUGGAGCUGUCCUCGUCUCCGUCUGCCAGAGACUUCCUGUCCCGCAUGGACUCCAAACGCAAAGGGAAGAACCUCAAUCCAUUUUCCUCCAAUUCAAGCCAGAAGGGCCAGAACAGCGAGGCGCAGAGCCAGAUCCCCAGCCGCCUGCUACAGCUGGCCAAACCCAAGGAGAAGAAGGACAAGAAGAAGAAGAAGGGAAAAGGGCAGCAGAGCCAGACUGCAGAAUCUCAGAGCACUGUGGUUCCGAGCUCAACCCUGGACGGCGAGAUCUUUUUCUGCUGAUUCGGCCCCCUCUUCAUCUUCCACAAUGCCUCUAUGCAGGGCUUUUGCUGGUCUCUGGUUGUGGACUUGUAAACCAGAGUUACAGUCACAUACCUGUGGUCCCGAUGGGCGUCAGCCCUGGACAGGAAGUUUAAAAUGACUGUUUCCUGUGACCUAAUUUUCAGCGGCCAGCAUACUGCGCAGUGCCUUCCAUCCCUCACAUGCACCUACGAAGGCCAACAGGGACCUGGAGCACGAGUACAUUGCGGAUAAACCCACCGCGGGCACAUUUUCCACACAGAAACUUCGUGUGAAAAUCAAAAAAUAGAUUUACAACAGCAAGCGGCAUCCCGCUGAGAGACAGCUGGCUUUCAGCGACAGCAAAAGUCAAUUUCUGAAGGACAUUUGACUAAUGAAGAUACUAAUAAUCAAAGCGAGUGAACUCCAUGAAUGCAGUGACUUAAGUUACCACAAUAUUUCCAUCCUCCUCCUUUCAUCCUUGUCAUGUUACAAUGUGCCUCACUAAUAAGACUUGAUUUAAAUACAAUCCUGAAUACUUUUUAUGAAUAGAAGGGAUGCAUUUUAGUGAGCACGACAGAAAUUGAAGUGCAAAAGAGUGUAAGAAAUGUUGUUUUUUUUAAGUUAUUGUUUUUGUUAAUCACAUUUCCAUCCCUAAAUGACUGAAAAUUCACUGAAAAAAAUUGAGUUGCGACUCUAAACGCUUCACAAACCCCACAGAAGUUUUUUUUUUUUUUUUUUUUCAAA
Messenger RNA from Labeo rohita (rohu), 9462 nucleotides. It is a transcript of the gene akap13b, whose product is annotated as A-kinase anchoring protein 13. Gene Ontology annotation, cellular component: membrane; actin cytoskeleton. NCBI's taxonomy places the organism in Eukaryota, Metazoa, Chordata, Actinopteri, Cypriniformes, Cyprinidae. Gene Ontology annotation, biological process: regulation of Rho protein signal transduction; adrenergic receptor signaling pathway; positive regulation of canonical NF-kappaB signal transduction. The coding region runs from base 367 to 8718 and encodes 2783 amino acids. Gene Ontology annotation, molecular function: guanyl-nucleotide exchange factor activity; MAP kinase scaffold activity. The transcript has 38 exons. The record is from RefSeq and is a predicted model, not a curated record.